AGUGCCAGCGACAACACAACGGCAGCGACAUCGCGCGUUCCAUCCCAGCGGAAUAUCAAAUCGAGGAGCUCUUUCCCUCUCUCUCUGUCUCUUUCUCUCUCCGUUUCCUGGAUUCCACCAUCUUCUCGUCAUGGCGUUCCUGCGCAACGCUGCGCUGUGCCUUCUGGUGCCCCUGCUGCUCCUGGAGAUGGCUCACCUGUGCGACGGAGCCGGCACCCCCUGGCUGAAGUACAACAGUUACACGGCCCAGGGCCGCAGUCGGUCAGAUCAGCGUGAACGCUGUCCUCAUGUACGCGCCAUACGGAACUUUGAUUUGGCAAAAAUGAUGGGCUGCUGGCACGUGGUCCAGUACUACGCGUCCACGGAGGAGCUGCCGGAGUACGCCUGCAUGCGCAGUCACUUUAGCUUCUCCGGGGAGGAUCAACAUAUCACGAUGAACUUUAGUUACAUUUUUGCGGAGGAUCCGUUGCGGGAAAAGAUGCAGGGCAACAUUACAUGGAUGAUACCGGAGUUUCAGUAUCCCGGCCACUGGAUGCACACCGAGGAUAUCUAUGAGGGCGUCUACAACACCUAUGUGCUGGACACGGACUACCAGAGCUGGGGCCUGGUCAUGCAUUGUGCCGAGAAGAAGAAGCACACCAGGUACCUGUCAGCCCUGCUGCUGUCACGGGAGCCGACACUGGGCGAGAAUGUGGUCAACUUUCUGCGUGAGAAGCUGCCCCGCUAUCACAUCGACCUCUCCUUUAUGUUCGACAUUAAUCAGACGGCCUGCGAUAAUCUCAUGGAGUCCAGCAGCGAUGACCCGCUGGCCUACAUUGUGAACGGCCGCAAGAAUGCGAAGGAAAUGUUUAAAAUUAUAACCAAGCAAUAAAUUGGAGUACAUUUAAAUUUA
Molecule: messenger RNA, 892 nt
Organism: Drosophila subobscura
Lineage: Eukaryota; Metazoa; Arthropoda; Insecta; Diptera; Drosophilidae
Gene: Karl
Product: insecticyanin-A
Exons: 4
Coding region: 131-871 (246 amino acids)
Molecular function (GO): violaxanthin de-epoxidase activity
Source: RefSeq, a predicted model, not a curated record